Trachymyrmex cornetzi is the source of this 830-nucleotide messenger RNA. Its product is annotated as DNA repair protein RAD50-like. NCBI's taxonomy places the organism in Eukaryota, Metazoa, Arthropoda, Insecta, Hymenoptera, Formicidae. The transcript has 5 exons. The annotation marks the transcript as partial. The record is from RefSeq and is a predicted model, not a curated record.
UUGAACUAAACGGAAGAAACCUAAUAUAUUGCGUUCUGUUACGUUACUAUAUCUCGUAUUAACGAAAACUACUUUUAAAACUACUUUUUUAUCAAGAAUUUAAAAAGAAAUACUAAGGGUGGUUAUAGAGAACUGUGCAACAAUUAAAAAAAUUGUGGGCAAAUUUAAAGCAAAGCCAAAGGGAUGCCUUAACUAAGGAAAAGCAAGCGCGUUUAGCAACUGGUGGGGGACCACCAGAACCAGAAGCAAGUGUUGAUCCUGACAUCCUCAAUAUUGCACCACAUCUAAUGGAAACUGCUCCAGUAUUAUUCACGUCAAAUAUGUCCGAAAAAGAAAUUGAAGAUAAACGCGAACUUGCAAUCAAUAUGUUAUCUAAUAAUGAAAACAUAGUUAUAUUAGAUAACAAUUUGAUAAAUGAUGACAAUAAUGCAAAAAUGAUUGAUUCACAAGACCACGAGUUUGAUAUAUAUUUCAAUAAAAAUAAAAUAGACGAAACAAACAAAGAACAUUUGAAUGAUAAUGAUGUAACAAUUGUUGAAUUACAAGAUACACUUUUAAAGAAAUGUAACAAAGAAAUCUCAAACAUUGCAAAUGUACAACGUAAAAAGAGAAAACUCCAAAAAUUGUUGAAUACAGAAGAUAAUUUACAAGCACAACGUAUUCAACAAAUUAUAAAUCAAGAGCAAGACUUAGCGACUGUUAAAAUAAGACAUGAAGAAAAUAUGAAUAAAAUGAGAGAAGAUCAUUUGAAACGCUUAAAUGAAAUGGAAAUACUACAUAAAACAGAAAUGAAUAAGUUGGAAAUGGAAAUUAACAAAACAAAAUUAAAG